AUGGACUCGUUGACUUGCACACGGGGCGAGUUUGACGAGAUGCUGGAGGACCUCUCAAAGCGCGGCCUGGGAUGGCGCGCCUGCCGCCGGAGCGAUUCUUUUGGUCGAACUCUCAAAUGGCUUGAGGGUUCCAGCAUAAUUCAGCGUGAUGCGCCGUGUGGCCAAGCAGAGCAGCUCCUUGUGUCGUACUUUAUUACCUACAGUGAGUGCUACUCCCAACCGCAGCUGUACUUUGCUCCAGAACAUCCGAUGAGCCCACAGGAGAUGUGUACGUGGAUGGGCAAAGUGUGCUACGGAGCGGUGGAAAGGCAAGAAUACGAUGCGCCUGUCGUCUCAAUGAAUUUCUCUGAGGAAAUACAAAUGCCGGUGUGGGGCCUUCAUCCGUGUGACGCCACCCAACUGAUGAUGAACAAUUCAGCGAACGGCGUCAGAAGUGUGAAUCUGCUCGAACUGUUUCUUCGCAGCGUCGGUCAUUUUGUCGGUGUGGAUGAGCGGCUUCUUCCUUUACAUGUGGCGGGUCAGCAGAAGUGA
This is a messenger RNA of Trypanosoma cruzi, 531 nucleotides long. RefSeq lists its product as uncharacterized. The record is from RefSeq and is a predicted model, not a curated record. Lineage: Eukaryota; Euglenozoa; Kinetoplastea; Trypanosomatida; Trypanosomatidae. The transcript has a single exon. Gene Ontology annotation, molecular function: ubiquitin-like protein transferase activity. Bases 1 to 531 code for a protein of 176 amino acids.